This is a messenger RNA of Ostertagia ostertagi, 795 nucleotides long. Lineage: Eukaryota; Metazoa; Nematoda; Chromadorea; Rhabditida; Trichostrongylidae. The record is from the annotation of a GenBank genome assembly.
AUGCAUACACUGCAUAAAAUCAGAAGUAGAUUGCAGGUUCUCAAAGAUCAUCCUAAACCGCUAAAAGGAAAUAACGAUUUGCUGUCCAUUACAAGACCGGAUAUUAUUUACAAGAUCCAUAAACUUUAUCUAGAGGCUGGUGCCGAUUUCAUCGAGACCAACACAUUUUCUGGCACUGUCAUCGCUCAAGCCGAUUAUGGAACGGAACAUCUCGUCCAUCAAAUUAAUUAUCAAUCAGCUGUUAUCGCUAAAAGAGCGUGCGAUGAUUUUGCGAAAAGCACGGGAAAACGAUGCUUCGUCUGCGGAGCAAUUGGGCCCACCAACAAAACACUAUCAAUAUCCCCAUCAGUCGAGAAGCCGGAAAUGCGGAAUAUCACAUUUCAAGAACUUGUUAAAGCCUACGGGGAUCAAGCUCGCUCUUUGUUAGAAGGAGGAGUGGACGUAUUGCUUGUGGAAACAGUGUUUGACACUGCUAACGCCAAGGCUGCGCUGUUUGCAAUUCGUGGAAUAUUCGAGAAUGAAGAUGUGAUGGAAGUACCAAUAUUUUUGUCUGGUACCAUUGUGGAUCUUUCCGGCAGGACCCUGUCAGGGCAAACAGGGGAGGCUUUUCUGAUAUCAACGAAACAGGGCCAAGCAACUGCAGUUGGUUUGAACUGCGCUCUCGGUGCUAAAGACAUGCGUCCAUUUAUUGAAGUGAUGUCAAACCAUUCUGAAGCCCUCAUUCUGUGCUAUCCCAAUGCAGGUGAGAAAUUCGCUAUUUACAAAUUACAAGUGCGAUACAAAUUUCCAUGUUGA